GAAGUGACGCUCCGGUUGCCGCGGUGAUCGCGGCUCAGGGGUCUGCCGGUGCUGGCCCGCGCGGUCUGGUGCAGUCGCGAUGAUGGCGGGGCGGCCCCCGCCGGGCGCCGCGGGCUGCUGCCGCCGCCUCCUCGCGGCGGCGCUGGCGGCGGGGCUGCGGCCGCUGCUGUGUGGGCUGCCGCCGUGCUGGGCGGCGGCGCGGCGGGCGGCGGCGGCGGGGUGGCCGAGCUCGGGCCCGGGCCCGGGCCCGGGCCCGGGCCUGCGGGUGCCGGAGGCGGCGGAGGCGGAGCAGCUGGUGCAGCAGGUGCAGCAAGUGCAGCGGGCGAGGGUGCCGGUCCGCCGCUUCAUCGCCUGCCCCGAGCUGGCGCGCACCGUGCAGCGCUGCCUGCAGGGCGACGCAGCCGCCGGGCCCCAGCCCCUCCUGCUGGAGUGCGCGCCCGGUCCUGGAGUCUUGACCCGGACUUUACUCAAUGCAGGUGUUAGAGUUGUUGCUCUAGAAAGUCACUCGGCUUUUCUUCCAAACUUACAGUCCUUAGAAAAUAGCCUAGAUGGACAAUUAAAAGUAAUUUAUGGUGACUUCUUCAGACUAGAUCCUUUGGUCACUGGACCAGUGAAACCACCUGCUGUUUGUUCUGAGAAACUUUUUGAAUCUGUGGGUGUAGCACCAGUUCCUUGGAGAGCAGAUGUACCUGUGAAAAUUUUUGGAAUCUUACCGCAAAAAAAAGAAAGAAACCUGCUAUGGAGGCUACUUUUUGCUCUUUAUGAACGCACUUCCAUAUACAGAUACGGAAGAGUAGAACUCAACAUCUUUAUAAGUGAAAAAGAGUACAAGGUAUUAACAGCAAAACCUGGAGAUGUGAGGGCCUACCAAGCGCUUACUGUGCUUUGGCAAGUAGGAUGUAAAAUUGAGCUUCUGCACAUGGAACCUUGGUCAUCAUUUUUAACUAAUUUGAAAAGUGGAGGACUGGGGGUACCAAAGACCACGUGGCUGCCAAAUGACCAUUUAUGUUUGGUACGACUGACUCCCCAAAAAAAUCUAUUUACAGGAGGCAUGGAGGCCGCAAAUUCAUCUACCUUUAUUUUCAUGGUGAAACAGUGUCUUGCUAAACCCAGGUCUAGACUUGUACAUAGAUUACGUUCAUGGAGCCUGUACAAUGCCCGCAAAUUAUUGAGAGAACUGGAGAUUCCAGAAAAUGCUGAAACAAUUAAAUUGUACCCGGAAGACUACAGACGUCUUUUUGAAGCUUUGCAAAACUCUAACGUGUUUACUGAAAGCUGGUUCCAUGAUGAAGUCUUGGAAAGUAUAAGAAAUAUAAACUUCUAAAUCCAAAGCUGCUGAUAGUCGGAAGAUUGUCUUUGCUUCUGAAGUUUACUAUGAUAAGAAAUAACUUUAAAAAAAUUGGAGAUACCAUUAGCUAGAUGAUUUCCUGCCCAAACAGGAAGAUAAAUGUACCAAGAAACAAGAGCUUACACAGGAUGCAAUUAUAGGACUUACAGUCAUUUGACUACAAUCCUAUCCAGAGUGAACAAAUUUUUGCAUCUUCUCUGGGAGCAUUUCAGCAAAUGGCUGCUUUUGGGUAAACCACUUAAACUGAACUUUUUGUUAACACUGCUGUGGAUUUGCAUUAUUUGAAAAAACAAAUCAAAUACAAUGAUUUGUAUUUGUGCAGUUUGUAUUUUAGUACUCAGUGAUCUGAGUGCUCUUUCACAGAUUCCCAAAAUACAUAGCUCUUUAAACAUUGAAUCUGUUUUAUCUUCUCCUGAUCUAAAUGCCUUGCAGUCUAAAAUUAAUAUAAUAUUAAUAAAUCAAGGCAGUGGGUUAAUAGACAAAGUGAUGAUAGCACAAUAAAACAUCCAAAGAGUUUUGUUUAA
Rhea pennata is the source of this 1872-nucleotide messenger RNA. RefSeq names its product transcription factor B2, mitochondrial (gene TFB2M). Gene Ontology annotation, molecular function: mitochondrial transcription factor activity; rRNA (adenine-N6,N6-)-dimethyltransferase activity. The transcript is spliced from 8 exons. Lineage: Eukaryota; Metazoa; Chordata; Aves; Rheiformes; Rheidae. Gene Ontology annotation, biological process: rRNA methylation; transcription initiation at mitochondrial promoter. Bases 80 to 1324 code for a protein of 414 amino acids. The record is from RefSeq and is a predicted model, not a curated record. Gene Ontology annotation, cellular component: mitochondrial matrix.